Molecule: messenger RNA, 4529 nt
Organism: Eupeodes corollae
Lineage: Eukaryota; Metazoa; Arthropoda; Insecta; Diptera; Syrphidae
Gene: fkh
Product: protein fork head
Exons: 1
Coding region: 1603-3060 (485 amino acids)
Biological process (GO): regulation of transcription by RNA polymerase II; cell differentiation; anatomical structure morphogenesis
Molecular function (GO): protein domain specific binding; DNA-binding transcription factor activity, RNA polymerase II-specific; transcription factor binding
Source: RefSeq, a predicted model, not a curated record
CCUAAAAUCGAAAAAGUAUCUUUCGGAUCUAUCAAUUUAAUGUUAGCCAACCAAAAGUAGGUUCCGCUGGCGCUGUGCAAAAAAAAACAACGAAAAUUUAAGUCUCAUAAAAAACAGCAGUAAGCGUCAAAUUCGAGUUGAGAUGGCGACUAGACUGGUUUUGCGGCAUGUCAACUGCAUGCGCGCUUCAUGUCCUUCAUUGAAUAGAAUUAUAGUGAAGGGUGGCAGAUGGGACGCAGUAACAUCAAUAGAGUAGAGAUACAUGCCUCUCAUUUGCCCUCUUUCUAGGUUUUGCUUUUUUUGCCGACUUCCAUUCCAUUCUGAUAUCUCCUAAUAAUUCUCUGAACAAAUAGAAACCUUCGAGCGAGACAGGGGUAUAUCGUAUAUUGCCACGCAGAUCCAAAAGAACCAGUCUGAAUCGCAUAGGUAGAUAUACAUCAUCCCAGUCCAGAAGAACCGAUAAUCGUUUUGACGGCUUUCUUCCGAGAACAGCUGCUGCACUUUAUCACGACUUGCAGGAAUGUACAUUGUACAAGCUUACGUCAUUAGUGUACAUUGAGAGCAAUGAAGAGACGCCUGCUUACAUCUACCUAGGUAUAACCUAACCUAUAAUUUCCGACAUUCCUAAAUAUCAACUAGAGGUGUGUCCAGUGGAAAGAAAGGCGGAGCCAAGUGAAUGUCACCUUGGCAACCAAACAAAGGCUGUUUUGACGCACUCGGAAACGCCCUGCGGUGUAGAGGAGAGUUCAAGCAACUGGUUCUUAAUGGCUAAGGCGCACGCGUUUCAAACAUAAAUACAUAUACACACUCAUCCAGUCAGAGAAAUUGAAUUUCGGUUGAAUGUGUAAAACCGGUGAGGAAUGGCGGCGGGACGGACAGCAGACAAAUGUAUACGACUUGGGGUGGGUUAACGUUAAACAUAACGUACAUCGUACAACAGCGGCCUGCCUGCACCAGCACCAGCACCAGCACCGCAUUCAAAGAACACUUGAGAGCUCAAUGUUUGUUAGUAAGCCAAAUAGUAAGUAGGUAUUCCCCUCUGCAAACAGUCGCAUUCGAGAGCAGCUAGAGAUCACCAGCGCAUCAUCACCGCCGUCGUUGUCUUUACUAUUAUUGUAAUCACCUCGACUUUAUGUCGAUAUUUGAGUUUUUUUUUAUUUAAAAGUUUUGUUUUCGGAAAUUACUUUCUAUAUCACCACGAACUAUGUUUACCAAAAUCAUUGACAUCACAAUUUCGAUAAUUUUCGGUGUGGAUUCGCUCAAGUGUAGAUAUUUACCUUCCCAUCACUUGUAAUUAAAUAAAUUUAACAAACAAAACAAUAAUUUUUGUGUGGUACUGAUAACAGUUUAAUCGAUUACUCGGAUAGUGCGACCUUAGAUAAGUUUAAAGUGUAAUCAUACCUAACUUAAAAGCUAAUGAAUAUUUGCAUUGUGUGGGUUUUAAAAGAAGAACAAAGGAACCUUUUCCUAGCUUAGUGAAAAGAAUUAACAAAAAAAAAUCUUAACCCAUUUUACUCUUGAAUAAAGUGAUACUAAAUAACUGCAAACAUUAAGCUCCAAACGGACCGAGGAUACCCUCCUCAAGCCCUUACAAUUGAUAUAAUGCAAAAGCUGUAUGCGGACACCCCGACCAGCGCCUCAGUUAGCAUGGCGGGUGGAGGAAACAGUGGUGGCGGAGGAGGUGCGGGUGGAGGUGGUGGGAAUAGCAGCGGUGGUGGAGCAGUUACAAAUCCAUCUUCUAAUGGCGGGACGAUGAGUCCUUUGACACCGUCAGCCUACGGUAUGAACCCUAUGGGUAUGACGGUUGGUGGGAUGACAUCGGUGUCACCACAAAGUGCGGCAACUUUCGGCUCCAGUGUACUUGGUUCAGCAGCUGCAGCAAGUAUGAGCAGCAUGGGUGCAGCCGCGGCAGCAAUGAAUUCAAUGGCAAAUAAUUGCAUGACACCUAGCUCCUUAAGCUACGCAUCAAUGGGUUCACCGCUCGGCAAUAUGGGAUCAUGUAUGGGAGGAGGAGGAAUGUCGACAAUGGCCGCAAUGGGUGGCUACACAUCAAUGGCAAACGCACGGGACUUAGAUGCAGGAUCACCAAAUUCAAGUGUUUUGCAAAGGUCCCGGGUUGAAAAACCCACAACUUAUAGAAGAAGUUACACACAUGCCAAGCCACCUUAUUCAUACAUCUCUCUUAUAACAAUGGCAAUACAAAACAAUCCAACCCGCAUGCUAACACUUUCGGAAAUUUAUCAAUUCAUCAUGGAUCUGUUUCCAUUUUACAGACAGAAUCAACAGCGUUGGCAAAACUCAAUCCGCCAUUCGCUAAGUUUUAACGACUGCUUCGUCAAGAUUCCUCGUACACCCGAUAAGCCGGGAAAGGGAUCAUUUUGGACCCUCCACCCUGAUUCUGGAAAUAUGUUUGAGAACGGCUGCUAUUUAAGGCGUCAAAAGCGUUUUAAAGACGAAAAGAAAGAAGCUAUUAGACAACUACAUAAAAGUCCUUCGCACAGUAGCCUCGAAACUUCAAGCCCUGGUAAAAAAGAUAGCCAUCAUGAUGAUCAUCCCCAUCAUCAUCAGCAUCACAACCGAGACCACCAUCACCAUCAUAGUAAAGAAGGCCCAGGUUCAGGGCUUCUAGGAUCCUCACACAGCAAGGAUGCAGAAACUCUAGCAAUGCUACAUGCCAACGCCGAAUUAUGCUUAGGGCAACAGGCGUCUCAGCAUAUUCCACCCGGCCAUCAUCAUCACCACCACCAUCAGCAAAUGCAACCAGAAGAAAUAUCUGCAAUGGUUAACCGAUGUCAUCCAUCGCUCAUUAGUGAUUAUCAUUCCUCCAUGCACCACUUGAAGCAGGAACCGACUGGAUACACUCCCUCAAACCAUCCGUUCUCCAUCAAUCGCCUGUUACCGACGGAGUCCAAGGCGGACAUCAAGAUGUACGAUAUGAGCCAGUACGCCGCCAGCUAUAACGCUCUUAGUCCCCUCACCAAUUCACACGCUGCCUUGGGCCAAGAUUCCUACUACCAAAGCUUAGGUUAUCAUGGGCCAACAGGUACUACCAGCUUGUGACAUCAGUAUCCACUAGCUUAAACGCAUUUCGAAUUCCCAUAAAUUCUAUUGCGACAUAAGCUAAUGCCACUUUCCGUUUAAAAGUGUGCUUAUUUCGACCUCAAAAUUAAUCCUGAAUCUCUCAUUCACAGCGGGCUACGGAAAAAAUUCGCGUGUUUGGCGGGUGUUCGGUUUCUGACGAAUUUCUAACGUUUUUCUGUUUUACCUUAUUAUGUAACAACGACGAUAUGGCACAUAGUCUGUAAAAUUAUAUUGUUGAAGAUACUUCCCAACGUACAUAAAUCCCAAUUCGUGUUUUUGUUAAUGUACAUAUAUUUUUUCCGUUUUUUAUUAAUGCCUUUCUAAUAGAAUCUUUAUUAUAUGGAUCUUUUAACUUUUUUAAUAAGCAACAAUCAAAAGUGAUUUAGAUGAUAAGCAUAGCUGUAAGAUAUUUUAAAUUUUAAGUUAUCAAUUGCAAUAUUGGCGGUGGAAAUAGUUUCAUUGGUAUGUACCUAAUUAUUGGUUAACAAACACUAUAAGCACCAAUUUUCCAAUAGUCAGUUAGACAUCAGAAAGUACAUAUUUUCUUCAGUCAAAAGCAAACAAUGUUUCAUUUAUUUAUUCCUCCGACAUACACGGACAGCUAACUGAAUGUUAAAUUGAUGAUUUAAAUAAUCCCGUUUUUCAAAGAAAACAGGAAUUGAAUCUUUCCUCUCAAGAUCCCCACCAUUUUGUUGAUUUGUAUAUUUUUAAAUACAAAAUUUAAAAUUCAUUCUCCUAUGUAUAUACAAAAAUUAAAAUAUAGAAUUUAAAAAAGUGCAAUUUAUGUUUCCAAUAUGAGCACAAUUUUAAGCAAAAUCGAAUUUUACAAAGCUAAAUAAAUAAUUACUUGUACACAGAAUCUGCAAAUAAUACAUUUAUACAUAUAUUUAUAGUUAUUAUUUUCAUACAUAAUUUGGUUGAUUUAUUUAUGUAAGCAUUUUAAAUAUUAUAAAGGACUGUAGAGCCUUCGUUUAUUUUUAACAUUUAAGUAUAUACUAUGAAUGCUAAACAAUAGAUAACAACUAACGAAUCCAAAAAUAAUCUUCAAUAGGUAAAUUAAAAUUGGUUAUAUUAUGAGGUAGGUACAGUUUUUAAACUUAGAUAGUAAGCAAAAGUUAAUUCAAAAAAUGACUUAUUCCAUAAAUAAAAUCUAUACCAACGCAUGAAAAAGAAAAAAACUUGUUAAAAUGUAAUUAAAUGCAAUUUAUGUAUUACCAUACAGCAAAAGCCACAAAAACAUAAUUUAGCCAUUAAAAGUUGUGUCAACAAAGUGUAGCUAUUGUAAUUAUUAAUUAUUAAAUAAGUUUAUUAGCUUAAGUAAACAUUUGCGAUUAAAGUAUAGCAUUUUUGUCACGAAUCCAUAUUGCUAUGAGUAAUAAAAACAAAAAAGAUGUAAAUAAUAAACAAAAAUAAAAAUAAAAACAAAUAUUUUCAAUGUUUAAAAUUUA